GUGAUGUCGCAGGAAGCGAUGGAUUAGCUGAAUCGAGUAUUGAUGCAGUUGAUGGUUCUUUGCGAUUUUAUAUUGACGAAAUAGAAUCUUUGAGAUGCACCUUAAUGGAAUCGCAUGCAACAAAUGAGCAGAUACGCCAGCAAAUGAAUCGAUGGAAAGCAAUAGCUACUAGUUCUCACAGAGUGCAGCUUGAUUUGGACAUGUUUAAUGGUACGGUGGCAAACUCGGAUUUAGAAAGGGCUUUGGUACCGAAUUCAACUUCCUCGCUGAUCCAAGAGGCGAAAGCAGACAUUGAACGCUUGCCAGACGAGGAAACCGCAAAUGAGGGGAUGGAUGUGAUGAGUAGUAAUGCACUGAAGACGAAAAUAAUGGAGGAAAAUUUUGGUGUGGACGCAGAUUAUGCUGAUGAGUUCAGAGAUGAUGAAGAUGGGGAUGAACAAAUUGAGAACGAAGCAGAAACAGGUGAUCCAUUUCGAUCUGGUAGAUCCCAAGUUGCUUGA
Messenger RNA from Gongylonema pulchrum, 500 nucleotides. Lineage: Eukaryota; Metazoa; Nematoda; Chromadorea; Rhabditida; Gongylonematidae. The record is from the annotation of a GenBank genome assembly.